Anopheles stephensi (Asian malaria mosquito) is the source of this 1435-nucleotide messenger RNA. RefSeq names its product peptide chain release factor 1-like, mitochondrial (gene mRF1). Bases 133 to 1356 code for a protein of 407 amino acids. Lineage: Eukaryota; Metazoa; Arthropoda; Insecta; Diptera; Culicidae. The transcript has a single exon. Gene Ontology annotation, biological process: translational termination. The record is from RefSeq and is a predicted model, not a curated record. Gene Ontology annotation, molecular function: translation release factor activity.
AAAAAAAAAUUGAAAUCCUGAAAAGGUAAACAAAUCGGACAUUUUUAAAGACCGAGCAAGUUCAAAAUAUUUAUUUGCACGUGAUUUACGCCAACAAACUGUCCCUCGGUAUUGGUAGACAACAGAAAAGCGAUGUUUUUCGGCCGACUGUCACGCGUGUUGCAAGCAGGAAGCAAGCUUGCCACCCCAUUAAAAUGUUACCAACCCAGAACGAUCGCUUCGCCGAGGAUACCAUGCCGGCCGGCUAGCAACAUGAACGGAGGAGGAGCACUGUUUCAAAUAUCGGAUGAUAAAAUACAGAAAUAUUUGGAACGGCUGCGCCUGGAAUAUUACGCCCUGAAGGUACAGGAACAACGCACCCGGAAGGAUAUUCAGCGCAUGUUGCUGCUUUCGAACGUGGUGGAGAUGUACGAACAGCGCAAGAUAAUCGUGGACAAUCUGCAGUCGCUCAAGGAGCUGAAGGACGAUAAGGACGAUGAGAUGGUGCAGCUGCUGAAGGAAGAGCAUGAAGCGUAUGGGAGCAUCCUGACGCGGCUGGACAACGAAAUACUGAACGGCAUUCUAUCGAUGGACGAUGAGGAAGAUUACGGAUCGCUUAUAAUGGAGGUGACGGCGGGUGUUGGUGGACAGGAAGCGAUGCUUUUUGCCCGCGAGCUGUUUGACAUGUACUGCGGGUACGUGGAGUAUAAAGGGUGGGAGAUUGAGAUGCUCCAAACGGAAGAUACGGACAUUGGGGGCACGAGACACGCGACCACAAUCAUCAGCGGACCGGAUGCGUAUCGCAACCUGAAGCACGAGGGAGGCGUCCAUCGGGUGCAACGCAUCCCGGCCACAGAGAAAUCGGGACGCAUUCAUACCAGCACCGUUACUGUGUCCAUCAUUCCCCGGCCGGAUGAUUUUCAGGUGGAUCUGAAAGAUAAAGACUUGAAGAUUGAAACGAAACGUGCUAGUGGCGCCGGGGGACAGCACGUGAACACGACGGACAGUGCCGUGCGCAUUGUGCACAUCCCAACUGGCAUAGCCGUCGAGUGUCAGACUGAGCGAUCGCAGCAGAAAAAUCGGGAAAUCGCCAAGGAAAAGCUGCUCGCGAAGCUUACGCAGAUAGAGCUAGAAGCACGGUUUAGCAGUACGCAAGCGCUCAAAAAAUCACAAGUCGGCCAAAGCCUACGCAACGAGAAGAUUCGUACGUACAACUACAACCAGGACCGCAUUACGGACCACCGAAUAGAGGGUGGAACCGCGCACAACCUGAAGGGCUUCCUGGAGGGUGGCGAACAGCUGGAUGAGCUGAUUGAAAAGCUGCGACGCUCGCAGCGCCGGAAGCAGCUAAUGGACAUUAUUAAUCGAGAGUGUUAGCGGUGUACCAACCCCUAGUCGCGUUGUUGAAGUAGAAUACAAAUAAACUAAUUCAAAUGGCAUGGCCAAUUGCACAUGU